Messenger RNA from Blepharisma stoltei, 1851 nucleotides. The record is from the annotation of a GenBank genome assembly. NCBI's taxonomy places the organism in Eukaryota, Ciliophora, Heterotrichea, Heterotrichida, Blepharismidae.
AUGGAAAUUAACUCAAUAACCGGAGCGGUAAUUCACAAACUCGGCGAUCUUGACUCCAUUGUAAUUGAACAAGUUCCAGUGCCCCAUCUUGAAGACUCCCAAAUUUUAGUCAGGAUGGAAUGUGCCCCUAUCAAUGUCAGUGACAUCUUAAAAGCAAUGGGAAAUUAUUCGACUACUCAGCCAAAUUGUAUACUUGGCAUUGAAGGAAGUGGGACUGUAGUUAAAAGCGGAAUCGAUGAGUACUCCCAAUCUCUUGUCGCAAAAAGGGUCGCAGUUACAGCUUCUGUGCCAAGAUUCGGCACUUUUGCGGAUUAUUUACUCUACUUUUUAGAUUACUUAUGUGGGAGUGAUUUGUAUUCAGAUUUUAUAUAAAAAAUUAGGGUGAAAUAUUAAAAUUUUUAUUAUGAGUUGGAGAUCUUAUUAUAUUAUUAUUAACAUCACCAAUAAGGGCGAGUUGGAGGGGUCGGAUUGCCGGCCCCAGUUAAGUAGCCUCCUCCCUCCCCUAUAUUAGUAAUAAUAAACCAAAUUAUUUUGCACAAAAAAUUUAUUUUGCUCAAUAAUAAAACGUUAUAUAUUGAAAAAUAAGAUAUAUUUUCCAAGACUUUUUGCUCUAUACCUAGGGGCGGAGCUAGUCACUUCUGCUUUUUCUGCAUUUCCCUUAAAAGAUCAUAUUACCUUUGAACAAGGAGCCAGUUUAGUCAUAAACCCUGUGACUGUUGCAUAUAUGGUUAAAAAAAUUAAAGAAGGAAACCAUACUUCUGUAAUUAUCAAUGCUGCAGCUUCAGCUUUAGGGAAAAUGCUUAUUAGAUGGUGCGAUCUAUUAAAUGUUGCAACAAUUAAUUUAGUUAGAAGACAAGAACAGGUCGACACUUUAGCUGGUAUUGGUGCUAAGCAUAUAUUGGAUAUAAAAAUUAUUUUUUUAAUAAAAAAUUUAUUUAAUUAUGUGUAAUAAAUAUAUUUUAAAUGAAAAUUUAAUAAAUAUUCCAUAUAUUUAACACUUCAGUGCCUGGCUGGAAGGAGGAAGCGCAAUCUCUGACUAACCAAUUAGGAACCAAAAUAGGUUUUGAUGCAAUCGCAGGGAGUGCGACAGAAGAUAUGCUGCAAUUGCUAACAGAAAAAGGAGUUGUAUAUGUAUAUGGGGUACUUUCUGGACAGCCAGCUGAAGGCAACCCAAUGACUCUAGCUGGAGGAGAUAAAUCAAUUAAAGGACUCAUGUAUGGCAGAAUGUUCAAAGGCUUGUCUAUAGAGCAAAAGCUUGAAAUCGGAAAUGAGAUUCAAGACUUAAUUGGAGAUGCAUUGAAGACUGAUUAUCAGUCUGAGGUGGCACUAGAUGAUGCCUAAAGAGCUUUUAUAAUAAUAAAAUGGAAUUAUCGGAAUAAGUUCCGAGGACUUUUCUUUCUCUAGUGAUUUUAUUAUUGGGAUUCGGUUUUCCUAGUGCACCUUACGCAGUUAUAUCAGCAUUAACCCCAGCGUAUAGUCUGGAGCGCCUGAUAAUGGUUUUAGGAAGUGUGGGGUUUUAUCGCUUGACACUUCCAAGGAGAGUGACAAUUAGGCGAAACACACUCAGGAGUAAUGCUAGUGUGAGGCAAACAUCAUGUGUAGCUCUGAUCAAGAUUCUAGAAGUUUUGGAAUGUCUCCACAUGAUAAAUCGGUAACGCAGAAUUGCCCAAUAUAUCACUUGUCACUAAUCAGGAUAUAAAGGGUGAGUCAUGCAUGCCUAAAUCACUCGCUGAAUAAUCUGGGGCAUUAAACAAUAAGUAAUUAAGUAAAAAUUAGAUUAAAGAUGCUUUGAAACAAUAUGCUGCUAAAAAAACUGAUUCAAAAUAUCUAGUCAGAGUCAGAAGAUCUUAA